Molecule: messenger RNA, 3326 nt
Organism: Delphinapterus leucas (beluga whale)
Lineage: Eukaryota; Metazoa; Chordata; Mammalia; Artiodactyla; Monodontidae
Source: RefSeq, a predicted model, not a curated record
ACACCGCAUAUCCACUUCGGCUGCCGUAGACGGAGCCGGCCAGGUCUGGACGUCAAAGCAGUUCACAGAAGUACGACGUUUAGGCUCCUUGUAGGUUGGGGAAAUCAGGUCAUGCUGCGCGGCAUGUGGGAUCUUAGUUCCCCGACCAGGGAUCAAAUCCAUGCCCCCUGCAGUGGAAGCACGGAGUCCUAACCACUGGACCACCAGGGAAUUCCCUGCUCUAGCAAAUUAAUCAACCCAAGGAGGGGGGUCAUUGGAACCUGCCAUCUGUGGCUGGUUGCUUAGAAGCACACGUGACAACGUGGACUUGUGUUUGCACAUGAAGUAGGAGGUAGAAGCCAGUCUCAUAGGACUGAGCCUUCAACCGGUGAGAUAUGAUAUUAUCUCCAGGGUGUAUAAAAACGUUUGAAGAGGUUCCUGAGCGCACACAGUUUAAAGGAAAACAGUGCCCAGCGCCUCUCCUCCCAUAUGGUCUGUUUUGUAUAAUUGAGCUGCCUGAGAUUCUCCUGCUCCUGAGGGCUGCUGCUGGGAUGGAUCUUGUUUCCCUCAUCUCCUUUGACAGUCACGGCACUUCAACUUCAUGGAAUAAAGGAAUACCCCCACCACAGUCAGAAGCUUAGGCUUUUUGGUCAGAGGAAUAAAGUCUUCUGGGGCAACAAUCUUCUGGGGACACUCAGCAAUGCUGUGGGCAUUGGGCUAAGGUCCUGACUCUCCAGGAGCAAAAGAAUCAGUAGAAGGAGGAAGAAGUUACACAACUUGGUAUCGGCAUUUCUUGGGACACACUUGAUUGAAGACAGAACAGAAUUUAGAGCAGAUCCAGAAGACACAGCGACAGAACCUCCCUGUUGCCAGCUGUUUUCAGAAAACAGAAGAAAAUGAUCAAGGCCCAGGAAACCCUGACAUUUGACGAUGUGGCCGUGGCCUUCACGUGGGAGGAGUGGCAGUUCCUGGCCCCUCCUCAGAAGGACCUGUACCGGGACGUGAUGCUGGAGAACUAUAGUAACCUGCUAUCUGUAGGUUUUCAAGCCAGCAAACCAGACAUACUCUCCAAGUUGGAUCAAGGAGAACCAUGGACGAUGGAAGAUGAAAUCCACUGUCGAACCCAUUCAGAAGUCUGGAAAGUUGAUAAUCACCUGCUGGAGCACUUACAAAAUGAGAGCAUGGAGAAGAGACUAGAACAAUGGCAUGAACAGAACCCACUGGAAUAUUCUGUUCAUCGGAGCAGAGCUCAUUUUCUGUUCAGGCAAAAUCAUGGUAUGUUUGACUUACACGGAAAAAGUAUGAAAUCAAAUUUAACUUUACUUUCCAAGAGCAGGAGCUAUGAAAUAAAGAGCCCUGCUGAGUUUACUGGAGAAGUCAGAUCCUGUCUCCAUGCUGACAAUGAACAGUUUCAUACUGAAAUUAAAUUCCCCAAAAGCCAAAAACUCAUCAGCACUAAGUCCCAAUUCAUCAAGCAUCAGAAGACUCAAAAAAUAAAGAAAUCUCAUGUAUGUGGUGAAUGUGGGAAAGCUUUCAUCAAAAAGUCUUGGCUCACUGAUCACCAGAAUCUUCAUACAGGAGAGAAGCCCCAUCGAUGUAAUCUAUGUGGGAAAGCCUUCUUCAGAAAGUUCAAGCUCACUGAACAUCAGAGAACGCAUACAGGAGAGAAACCUUAUGAAUGCACUGAAUGUGGCAAAGCCUUCCUCAAGAAAUCAGGGCUCAGUGUCCAUCAGAAAACCCAUACCGGGGAGAAACCAUUUAUAUGCAGUGAAUGCGGAAAGGGCUUCAUCCAGAAGGGAAAUCUUAUGGUGCAUCAACGGAUUCACACAGGCGAGAAACCAUAUAUAUGCAAUGAAUGUGGAAAAGGCUUCAGCCAAAAGACGUGCCUCACAGCACACCAGAGAUUUCACACAGGAACGACUCCCUUUGUGUGCGGGGAAUGUGGAAAAACCCUUUCCCAGAAGACAGGUCUCAUUAAACACCAAAGGACUCACACAGGAGAGAAACCCUUUGAAUGCAGCGAUUGUGGGAAAGGCUUUAUCGAGAAGCCGCAGCUCGUUAUCCAUCAGAGAAUCCAUACAGGGGAGAAACCCUAUAGAUGUAGUGAAUGUGGGAAAUCAUUCAGAGGGAAGUCAGUUCUUAAUAAACAUCAGAAAACUCACUCAGUCAAGGUGGAAAAUCCUCCCUCAGAGGGUCACAGGUCCUCACAGAGCAGUGUUGUCCUCCAAGAGAAAAACCUGAAUACAGUGACAAUGCAAGUACCUUCUGUGGUCCCUCAGACAUCAGUCAACAUCAGUGGGCUCCUAGCAAACAGGAAUGUAGUCAUAGUGGGACAGCCUGUGGCCAGAUGUGCACCCGCAGGAGAAAGCAGAGGGUUGGCACAGGAGAGAACCCUUAUGAAUGCAGUGAAUGUGGUUGUGCCUUCAGUGGUCAAUUAUAUUUUAUUUUAUGUCACAGAAAACCAGUAGAGAAAAAAUUAAGGCAUUCUCUGAGGAAAAGGGUUGAGUGAAAAUUUCUAGUUCAUAUGGUGGCUGAAAAGUAUACACUGAGAGAAACUGUAUAAAUGCUGAGACUGGGAGCAUGUGACCUACUCAUCCAGUUACGUAUAUGCCUUGAUACAGAGGCAUAAUCUGAUGUUAACCCGAACACACAAACGUCAGUUUCUCUGUUGUGUCAGUUAAAUAAAUGAAGGAAUCCUGUGUUCAACUAAGUGGAGGAAAUAAGGAGGUGAAUUUUUUAAACAUAUAAUUUGUUUCUGGAAGGUUGCUAUGGAGGAAAAAUCACAGGAGGGCUAAUAUUGGAUUCGUGGGAUAUGGGGCGUGUAUAUAUCAAUUCAGUUUCCCCAGGCCAAGGUGAACAAUGAAUCUGAAACUGGGAUGUCUUCCUUAAACUUUCAGAAGGUUAUAUUAUGCAGAGGGACUAAUGAAACAACAGCCUUAGACUGAGUCAGUUUGGUCUUUCACAGAGUAUUUGUCAAAUACGUCCUUGGUAUAUGGUUCUGUUCCAAAAGCUGAGGAUAUUGUGGUGAUCAGAAUAGAGAAAGCUCAUGGUCCCCUAGAGAGACCAUUGAGGUAGUCGGAUUAUCUUUAAGUGGCAUCUCUACACUCAAGCUAAUUUAAUGAGAGGAUGUAAGUAUCCAUAGUAAGUGAAAUGGACCUGGAGUAAUUGGCUCAAGGGAAUAUGACAAUUUGUUGUUGAAGGAGCAUAUCAUUUGGGGGUUGGGGAAGGAGUUAAUAAUGGUAUUUAAGCACCAUAGAACACAAGUAAGUUUUUUUUUAUUUAUUUUAUUGAAGUAUAGUUGAUGUACAAUGUUAAUUUCUGCUGUACAGCAAAGUGACUCAGUUAUA